UUUCACUCCCACGACCACCUGUGCACCAUGUCCGCUUCGCCAUCUGCCGGGUUGCUUCUCGACCCCCAGCUGCAGGCAGAGAUGUCGAGCCCACCCGCGCAGCAGGAUCCCAAGCCUCCUCCUCCGGCUCCCCAGUACAUCUUUGCGGGCACAACAUACGAAACCAACGUCGACAAGGACGCUCCCGCGCCGCCUCCUGCGUCGGCGUUGGAAUUCAGUGGUGUCGUGCCUACUUCCCUGCCGGUGCAGGCAGAGCAAGCGACCUCAGAUGCGAACCAUGGUGAGGCUCAGCCAUCUGAGCCGCAGCAGGGGAGUGUCCCUCCACCACCCGUCCUCGCAACUCGUAAGCGCAAGCUUGAUGCCGCGGACAUCGAUGGAGAGGAUGUGCACACCAAGAUUCGACGCGUCGUACGCGACCACGUCUCGCACGAUCCCGCGAGGGUCGUGCCGAUGACUACCGUGAUAUGUUUACAUGCCGCGGUCGCCCAGAAGUCGUACGGGACGGAGAAGCGCUUCCUAUGCCCCCCUCCGAUUGUGCACAUCGAGGGACCUGUCUGGCACAUGCGCUCGCAACAGCUGUCUAUGGCCAUCAUCUCGGAGACGGGGGAACGUACCUUCGAACAGAGGGCCGCGCUCGAUACCAACAUGACUAGCAGCUUCAAGUUUCUGCACGUCACUAGUACUGCGAAGGCCAAGAGCUUCCAGCUUUCGCUCGACAUCGCGGAGCCGCCCCCCUCCGCUGCUGGUAGUGACGCGACGGACGCGCCUCUGGGCCGCGUCUGGGCUUCAUUUGACUCCGCGCCGGUCACGAUCAUCUCGAAGCCGUCGAAGAAGACCGCGAAGACGCGUAACAUCGCGUCCUGCAUCCUUGCUGGCGGUCCUGUGUCGCUCUUUAACCGCAUUAACUCCCAAACCGUACGCACGAAAUACAUGACCAUCGAACAUGCACAGCUGUGCGCGAGCAACAUCGCUUGGUCUGCCUUCAACGUGAACGUCGUCCGUCGCAGCACCGACACGCCCCCCGUGGCGGGACCUCAGGCCGUAUCGUACGGAAGCGAAAUUAUCCUCUCCGAUACUACUUCCGGUAUCUCGACAUCACCACUUGUCAUUCGCAAGGUCGAGAAAGGCAAGGUUAUCGCCGAUGAUGGUGGACCGGUCAGCCAGAUGCAGAAGGUCGUUCUACAGCGCGUGAACCCCGAUGGGUCGCGUCACUACCUGUCUGCAGCUGGCCCCGGCUCGGGCAGCCCGAGCGGCUCAGGAUCUGCUUCACAGGCCGGCACGCAUCCCCUCAUUUUCCAGUCGCCGCGUGUUAGCGAUGACAGCAACAAGGACAAUCACAACGAUGAGGUUGACGACUACCUUUGCUGGACAAUUGUUGGGAUAUCCAAAUUCCAGUAUACGUUCUUCGAUGCGUUUGGUGGCAACAACAAGAUUCCCGAGCUACCCAUCACCCCCUUCCCGACAUUGUUCACCGCGCCGGUCUAUCGUCAACAACACCAUACUCUCGACUUGACUAUCUCCAAUCUCUUCUACGAGGAUCCCAAUACCGGCCGCCACAAGGCCUUGGAGGUUUACCUAGGCAAUCUCGGGCCGCUCGCACAUCGCAUCUAUCAGAUGGGGCCUACUGGACCUCUCACCAAUGUCGCACCCCCGUUCAUGACGAAUUCCGUGCACACCAUCGUCACCGUUACCUUGCCCCCGAUUAGCGAUAUCGUCAAGGCCCUCGAAGAUGACGCGGCGAGCUCGAACGAUCCCAGUCGAACUCACACACCAGUCGCCAGUCAGUCCAACACCACGCCGCCUCCUAGGGCACCUCCACCAGCGUCGAUCGCCGGGCGUAGUUUGCCUCUGCUCUUCGUUCGGGCGUACGACGGCAUAGGGUACCAUUCCGGCAGGACGAUUGCUGUCGACAACAUGUUUCAGGGCAUUGACUUGCAUGCGCUGCCUCAGCAUCCCACGGAGGGUAUCGACACGAAUUGGUUGGCGGCAGCGCACGCUGCUGCGAUUACUGACGGUGGGUGGCAGUUGCGAGUGCUUUAGGGCUCUGCUACCAGUGGACGUUGCGUUGGAAGUUUGCGUUCAAGGACGCUAUCUAAUUACUAUGUUCGUCUUCUCUCUCACCUUUUCGCAAAUCUGGCUACGUCUAAAUAUCCCUUUCCCUGUUGUCGAAAUUGCUGUCCGUCGAGAGCUGUAUACCUUCCUGGUCUCCUCUACCUAUCACCCUGGUUUAUGUGCACACGUUCGCGAUCGGGAACGUUCGCGGCGUCGGCCUUUAUGUGUAUCUACUUCUGGUCUCUUGUGUUAUCCAUGCUGUUCUCUCUGUU
Schizophyllum commune H4-8 is the source of this 2324-nucleotide messenger RNA. RefSeq lists its product as uncharacterized. NCBI's taxonomy places the organism in Eukaryota, Fungi, Basidiomycota, Agaricomycetes, Agaricales, Schizophyllaceae. The record is from RefSeq and is a predicted model, not a curated record. Gene Ontology annotation, biological process: regulation of transcription by RNA polymerase II. Gene Ontology annotation, molecular function: DNA-binding transcription activator activity, RNA polymerase II-specific; RNA polymerase II cis-regulatory region sequence-specific DNA binding. Gene Ontology annotation, cellular component: nucleus. The transcript is spliced from 5 exons. Bases 28 to 2040 code for a protein of 670 amino acids.